Molecule: messenger RNA, 1759 nt
Organism: Neolamprologus brichardi
Lineage: Eukaryota; Metazoa; Chordata; Actinopteri; Cichliformes; Cichlidae
Source: RefSeq, a predicted model, not a curated record
GUAGUGAAGCAGCUGAACAUAAUGUUUUAUUAAUCAGACAAUUAAGUUCAUCAUAAAGCAUCUAAAUGCUGCUGCUCAUUGUGUCCCAAAGCCCUGCAAACCGGGUCCAGACAUGCCUGUCACAUGUGUCGAUGUUCACCGUUCAGAGGUCAUCCUGGUUAGAAAGAACUAGGAACUUGCCCAGUCCCCUCCCUGGGUAGUCUGCCCCCUUUUAUGAUGCCUCUGAAGACUGAGCCCAUAAAUUCUUCAGAAAGUGUUUAAUCAGGUGGCUUCAUAAGGGAGCAGAGUAUGAUUUUCCCUUAGACUUCUAUGCAACCAGAAGUCUUUUUGCAACCAUGGGAGUCGCCCCUGCCGCCUUUGCAGGUGCACAUUGGCUUCACUAUUUAGGCCUAGCUACAUUUUUGUCUUUGCUUCUUUAACCGAGCCCAUAAACUCAUCACCUGUUUUAGCUUCUUUGACUUUUAGCCCUGUGACUGCCUGGCGACCUGUCAGGGUGUACCCCGCCUCUCGCCCAGUGGUUAAAAUAAUAGCCGCUGCUCCUCUUUUCAUUGAUAUCGAUUUAUCUUUAGAGCAUCAUGGGUAACGCUGAGAGUGUGGUGGUGCAGAAGCGGCUGGCCCGUUUCCGUCCCGAGGAGCGACCCGUGGUUGAGGGGGUUUUUGACAAGCUCCAGGGUGGUGCUGGGGGUGCCGCGGGGAAGACCAUAACGCUGGAGAUGCUGCAGUCAUCAGUUGGCAGCGUGGCACCGGGCUCGAUGGUGAGGAGGGUCUACCGGUGCAUGUCCAGCAUCGACCCUGGACUGGCAGCUCCAGCAGCCUCUGGGAAGGCCGGAUACGCCGGCCCCUCUGGAGUCAGCCGAGAGCAGUUGAUCGUCUUCCUUGCAGACACUCUGCGGGGAACUGCAGAAGAACGUGCCCCCCUCGUCAUGGCCAUGUCCCAGCAUGCGGCAGGGGCGGCAGCGGUUGUCACAUGUGAGCAGGUGGUGGAGUUCCUCCAGGACCUGGUCUCUGCUGUGGUUCAGAUUUUGGUCCACAGAGGACGCCUGCAGGGCUGGAAGCCAGAGAGGAUGGGGGACAUCUCCCUGGGUGUAAAACUCCUGGCAGAGCAGAUGUGCUCUGAGCUCAAACCAUCAGAUGAGGGGCUGCCAGAUGGCUACAGCGCCCCCUGGAGGCUUGUGUUUUCCACUCAGCUGCACGGGGAGAGCUUUACCAGGAUGGUGGCCGGCCUGAUGAAGCAGGGGCCCACCCUGCUGCUUAUCAGAGACACCAAGGGGCAGGUCUUUGGGGGCUUCGCCUCCCACACCUGGGAGGUCAAACCUCAGUUUCAGGGUGACUCCAGAUGCUUCCUGUUCACUGUGAGCCCCAAACUGAGAGUUUAUACAGCAACAGGAUACAACCAACACUUCAUGUACCUCAAUCAGAACCAGCAGACCAUGCCCAACGGACUGGGGAUGGGCGGUCAGCACGGCUAUUUCGGCCUGUGGCUGGAUAGCGACUUUGGCCGCGGUCAUAGCCGGGCACGACCCAAGUGCACCACGUAUGGCAGCCCUCAGCUCUCUGGAGACGAAGACUUCACCCUGGACUCCGUGGAAGUGUGGGCUGUGGGAAAACCCGCAGAGCCCGAGGAGGGUGAGGAGGGCGGAGUUAAGAAGAGCAUCCUGGAUGUGGAUCCAGAGGCCCAGGCCCUGAUGGAGAUCACAGGGAAGACCAUGCACAGUCAGGGCCUCAGAGAACCAGAGGACGACCAGGAGUGACUGUAAAC